AUGCUAGGACGAAUUCUUGGAGCUCAAACUUUACUGGGAAAGGAAGCAACAAAGCAGGCGGUUCUUCACAGCAUACAUUCUAAGAGUCUUGUACAUUUUGCAGCCCACGGUAACCCCAAAACCGGAGAAAUUUAUCUUGCUCGGCCAAUUUCCAUAGACGGAACUCCACAAGAAGACGACUACUUAUUGACAAUGGCUGAUAUUUCAAAGGUUCGACUGCGAGCCAAGCUGGUAGUCCUUAGUUGCUGUCACACUGCAGAUGGAGAGAUCAGAGCUGAGGGAGUGGUUGGAAUGGCUCGCGCGUUCCUAGGAUCUGGUGCACGCUCUGUGUUGGCGGCACGGUGGGCGAUAGACGACAAAGCGACAAUGCAUUUCAUGUUUCGUUUCUACUAUCACCUUGUUCGUGGGGAAAGUGCUAGUGAAUCUCUUCACAAGACAAUGAAGUGGAUGAGAGCUGGCCCUUUUUCGGGAGUGCGACAGUGGGCACCGUUUAUGCUUAUUGGAGAUAACGUGACCUUUAAUUUCAACAAGAAGAGGUAUGCAUAUGAAAAAACAAUCGACCAAUUUCUAAAUUAUUAA
Molecule: messenger RNA, 579 nt
Organism: Porites evermanni
Lineage: Eukaryota; Metazoa; Cnidaria; Anthozoa; Scleractinia; Poritidae
Source: the annotation of a GenBank genome assembly